UGCGCAAACGCCGUAUUUGCAACGCGCAUGCGCGUAUUGACGACCCAAGAUGGCAGACUCGCCUAAUGUCGCUUUGCCGGAGAAGUUUUAAAAAUAAUCACAGCGAAUAUAGCAACAAAUACCCCAAAUAAUCGUAUUUUUAAGCCUAAAUUAAGUUAUCUGAAGUGAAGAUAGAAGAUGGACGACUACUGCUAUGCUAAGAUGGCGACGUCAUGUCAAAGAGAAAGUGAAAGAGAAUCUUCCUGCAAAUCACCAACGGUGAUAAAGAUAAACAACGCAGAUAAAGAGGACCAGCAGCCGAUUGGUUAUCCAGAAGAACUUACUCCCCAGCCACAGGUAGGGGGCUCCACUUUGAAGCAGGAGGAUCCACAGCCACCCCACAUUAAAGAAAAAGAGGAGGAGGAGGAACUCUGGAUCACUCAGGAGGCGGAUCUCACCAAGUUGCCACUGACGAUUGUCUCCGUGAAGACUGAAGACGAUGAAGAGAAACCAGAACCACAGAACCUCUUAGCUCCACUAUCCGAUUGUGAGACUGAAGAUGGGCUUGAGGAGCCUUUCAGCAGCGAUACAGACUGUGAAGGCGAUACGAGGACUCACGCUGACAACGAACAGUCUGAAUGCUCUGAAAAGAAGAGUUGUAAAAAAGGUUUGAGCUGCUCAGUUUGUGCUAAAGUCUUCACACACAAGGGCAAUUUCACUCAACACAUGAGAACACACACAGGAGAAAAACCAUUCAUUUGUUCAGUUUGUGGUAAAAGCUUUUCUCUAAAGAGACCUUUGGAUGACCACAUGAGAACACAUGCAGGAGAAAAAACUUUUUCCUGCUCACUUUGUGGUAAAAGCUUCUUUACCCGAUCAGGUUUGACAGGACACACCAGGAAACACACUAGAGAAAAAACAUUGAGUUGCCAUGUUUGUGGUAAAAGAUUCCUUUACAACGCAGACAUGUUAAGACACAUAAGAACACACACCGGCGAAAAACCGUUCAGGUGUUCAGUUUGUGGUAAGAGCUAUACUAAGAGCAACAUUUUGUCUGAUCACAUGAGAACGCACACGGGAGAAAAACCCUUUAGUUGCUCGGUUUGUAAGGAAAGUUUUGUUUCCAGGAAACAUUUGAAUUUUCACGUAGCGAAACACACCGGAGAAAAACCCUUCGGUUGUUCAGUUUGCCCGACCAGAUUCACCCAGAAGAUAGAUUUAGUACGACACUUGAGAAUACACACGGGACACAAACCAUUCAGUUGCUCAGUUUGCGGCAACAGGUUCACUCAGAAACCAGCUAUGUUAAGACAUCGGAAAACGCACACGGAAGAAAAACCUUUUUGUUGCUCAGUGUGCGGUCAGAGAUACACUCGUAAAGACAACAUGGCAAAACACAUGAAAAUGCAUACCACAGACAUAAACCCUGUUGUUGUUUCUCAAUGAGGAUUAUAGCUUAGGCAAAGUUUGAUACAUGCUGUAAAAAACUGGAAAAAACAAAUCUCCUGGUUUAACAAGUUAGCAAAUUAUGCAGACACAAGUUCACACAGAGGAGAAAAACCUAUUAAAGGCCUACUGAAAUGAGAUGUUCUUAUUUAAACAGUGAUUGCAGGUCCAUUCUAUGUGUCAUACUUGAUCAUUUCUCGAUAUUGCCAUAUUUUUGCUGAAAGGAUUUAGUAGAGAACAUCGACGAUAAAUUUUGCAACUUUUGGUCGCUAAUAAAAAAGCCUUGCCUGUACCGGAAGUAGCAGACGAUGUGCGCGUGACGUCACGGGUUGUGGAGCUCCUCACAUCCGCACAUUGUUUACAAUCAUGGCCACCAGCAGCGAGAGCGAUUCGAACCGAGAAAGGGACGAUUUCCCCAUUAAUUUGAGCGAGGAUGAAAGAUUUGUGGAUGAGGAAAGUGAGAGUGAAGGACUAGAGAAAAAAAUACACAAUUUUAAAAAAAGGACAAGAGGGCAGCGAGGCGAGGGAGCGAUUCAGAUAGGGAAGAUGCUGUGAGAGGCGCCGUGGCAGCUGUGGGGGUGGCAGGACCACUCGGCCAGGCCCGACCGCAACAAGGGAUAGAGCCAUACCGCUUUGAACCCGGCGCUGACGGUGACGGUCAGGAGGACGCAUAUUGAUGCUGGAGUAGCACACGACAUAGAUCGCCUUCAGAAUACAGAAUGGUAAAAUGUUUUUUUAUUAAUACACAUAAUACACUGUACUUUGUGUGUGUGGUCCAAUCCAACCGCGUUCGCUUGACCGCUCCGUUCCAUAGUAAAGCUUCACCGUCCUCUUUUGGGAAUGUAAACGAAGAAACACCGGCUUUUUUUGUGUUGCUAAAGGCGGCCGCAAUACAUUGCUUCCCACCUACAGCUUUCUUCUUUGACGUCUCCAUUAUUCAUAGAACAAAUUGCAAAAUAUUCAGCAACACAGAUGUCCAUCAUACUGGGGAAUUAUGCGAUGAAAAGAGAUGACUUAUAGCGGUGAACGGUGCUGGAAUGAAAUGUCUCUACAAUGCGUGACGUCACGUUUAACCCUUGUAUUAUGUUGGGAAAAAAUGACAUUGAUUAUGUUGUGGGUCGUUUUGACCCAUACUGUGUAAAUGCACUCAAAAUGCAAGAAAACAGGUUAAACCAAUAACAAUUUUAUUUUAGGUUAUAUAAACAUUUAGAAAAGUGACAUACAAUACAUUUUUUAUUCCAAUUGUAUUAUGUUAAGGGUCAAUUUGACCCAUUUCAGUUUUUGUGUUGAUCAAAGUACUGGUUAUCCUUUCUUUUUCUUGCUGAAAUCUGGUGACUUUUC
This is a messenger RNA of Nerophis ophidion (straightnose pipefish), 2766 nucleotides long. RefSeq names its product oocyte zinc finger protein XlCOF6.1-like. Bases 178 to 1425 code for a protein of 415 amino acids. NCBI's taxonomy places the organism in Eukaryota, Metazoa, Chordata, Actinopteri, Syngnathiformes, Syngnathidae. Gene Ontology annotation, biological process: regulation of cytokine production; regulation of immune system process; negative regulation of transcription by RNA polymerase II. The transcript has 2 exons. The record is from RefSeq and is a predicted model, not a curated record.